CCACCCUACAAGGCCGUUUUAUCGCAGAAUUUGGCGUGCAGUGGACGUCCGAGCUGUGACUUGAGAAAGAAAUCAUCAUGGCGGGGGGGCAGAGUCUUCUCCUCCUUCUCAUGGUGGCCGUCUGUUUCCAUGGCAAUGCUGCACAGAGGACAGUGUGCACUCAAGAAGCCGUGGCCGACCUGGUCUUCAUGGUGGACGGGUCGUGGAGCAUCGGCGCAGAGAAUUUCAAGCAGAUCCGCCAGUUUUUGUCCACACUGGUCAACAGCUUUGACAUAGGCCCUGACCGGGUCCGUAUCGCUCUGAUCCAGUACAGCAACACACCGAGAACAGAGUUUCUGCUCAACACCUUCCAGAAGAAGGCCGACAUCCUCCGGUACAUCAGCACGCUGCCCUACAUGGGUGGUGGCACCCACACGGGUCAAGGCCUAGACUUCAUGUUGAGUAAUCAUUUUGUGGAAGAGGCCGGGAGCAGGGCGAGCCAGAAUGUCCCCCAGAUCGCUGUGGUUAUCACGGACGGAAAAUCGCAAGAUAACGUGGAGUCUCAAGCUCUGGAGCUCAGGAGGAAAGGAAUCAUCUUGUAUGCUAUCGGGAUUAAAGACGCAGACGUAGAUCAGCUAAGGGAGAUAGCCAACGAACCGCACAGUCAGCACGUCUACAGCGUGUCUGACUUUGCCGCACUCCAGGGAAUUUCUCAGAGCAUCGCACAAACCUUGUGCACAACGGUGGAGGAAGCCAAACGACAACUUCUACAGUUGUCUCAAGAAUGUGCCAAAGCCUCAGUGGCUGAUGUAGUCUUCCUGGUGGAUGGAUCUUCUAGCAUUGGUAUUGCCAACUUCCAGGAGGUCCGAGGGUUUCUCCGAACCGUGGUGGCCGGUUUUGACAUUGGUCCCGACAAGGUCCGCGUAGGUUUGGCGCAAUACAGUGACGAAACCUUUCAAGAGUUCCUGUUGAAAGAUCACAUGGACAAGAAGUCUCUACUGGCAGAACUGGACAAGUUCCCCUAUCGGACGGGGGGCACGGAGACGGGCAGGGCCAUGGACUUUGUGCGGACGCAGUUUUUCACGAAAAGCGCCGGUAGCCGAGCGAACCAGAGAGUGCCCCAGAUCGCUGUGGUCAUCACGGAUGGAGACUCAACUGACGACGUGGUGGCUGCCGCUCAGCGCCUCAGACAACACGGGGUCAUCGUCUUCGCGAUCGGAGUUGGACAAGCCAACAUGGUCGAGCUGGAGGCCAUCGCCAACAGACCAUCUGAUCACUUCCGCUUCUUCAUUGACAGCUUCCAAGCUCUUCAGAGGCUGAGCGAGAGUCUACUGCAAACUGUGUGCACCUCCAUGGACAAUCAGAGGCAAGCUUUGUCUGAAAGGUUUUCGGACAUAUUUUUCCUGGUGGACAGCGGCGUGAAUCAAACCGUGUUCCAGCAGGUCCGCAGCCUCCUGCUCCGACUGGCCAACCAACUCAAAUUCGGAAUCUCGGCGCACCGCCUCGGCCUGGCUCAGUACGGUCAAGACACCAAGGUGGAGUUCCACUUGAAUACUCACCAGACCAAAGACAAGAUCAUCGCCGCCAUACGCCGCUUCUCCAAGCAUACACUGCAGCCAAACGAGCCGCGCAACCUGGGUGCAGCCUUGGAGUACGCCAGCUCACACUUCUUCACCAGCCAAGCAGGAAGCCGGGCUGACCAAGGCUUCCGACAGUUCCUGGUUGUUCUCAGUGGGAAAGAUUCCGACGACAAAGUCUACAACCAGUCCCGCUUACUCAAGUCACAGGGCGUGAACGUGGUGGGUCUGAGCCUCGGCGCGUCCAUACCGCAGAUGCGGGUCGUAGCCUCGAGUGCUUCCAAUGUCUACCAGUCCACCGCCAAUGUCCUUCCUUCUUUGAAGACAACCUUUGAAGACCACGAGCUGAAGGUCAAUCUUACUGGUGAAUGCAAAGGAGCCAAACUGGCAGACAUCGUUUUUCUCAUCGAUGAGUCCGGAAGCAUCGGAACUCCAAACUUCCAGCUGGUACGCACGUUCCUGCACUCUGUCGUUAGCGGCCUGGACGUGGCUCCGUCCAAGGUGCGAGUGGGCAUCGUGAUGUACAGUGACAAAGCGAAAGCACAGGUCUACCUCAACACCUUCAACGACAAGAGCGAGUUGCUUAGUUUUAUCAAAAUAAUGCCAUACCAUGGCGGCGGCACUAAUACAGGAGUCGCCCUCAAUUUCACACGGGAGCACGUGUUCACCAAAGAAAGAGGCAGCAGAAAGGAGAAGGGCGUCCAGCAGGUGGCGGUAGUGAUCACCGACGGGAAAUCCCAAGAUGACGUGAGCAACGCUGCGGUGGCCCUCCGUCGGGCGGGCGUCACCAUCUACACAGUGGGCGUCCAAAACGCCAACCAUGCUCAGUUGGUGAAAAUGGCGUCCCACCCCCCCAGCAAGCACAUUUUCACAGUGGACAGUUUUGCCAAACUACAGGGGCUGGAGCAGAAGCUGCAGAACAUUGUUUGCCACAACAUCCUGCGACAAGCGGUCAGCGUUAAUAUGAGAAGAAGUAGCAUCAAGGAAGGCUGCUUGCAAACUGAUGAGGCAGACAUCUUCUUCUUGAUCGACCACUCUGGAAGCAUCGACCCCACUGACUUUUACGACAUGAAGAAGUUCAUCAUCGAGUUCAUCAGUACCUUCCGCAUCGGGCCUCAGCACGUCCGGUUGGGCGUCGCCAAGUACGCAUCUGCACCCAACUUGGAAUUUGAUCUGACGGCCUACGCGGACGCCGGAAGCCUGGAGAAGGCGGUGGAGGCCAUCGUGCAGGUGGGGGGUGGGACGGAAACUGGAAGAGCACUGGAGUUCAUGAGCCCACAGUUUGAUCGGGCCGUCGCCACUCGAGGUGAGAAGGUGCCGGAAUAUCUGGUGGUCAUCACGGAUGGGAAAUCCUCGGAUGAGGUCAAGGUGCCUGCCGAGAGGCUACGAGCAAAGGGUGUCACCAUCUACGCAAUCGGAGUGAAGAACGCCGACAUGGAUGAACUUCAUGAAAUUUCCGGUGACCCUAAGAAGACCUUCUUUGUCAAUAAUUUCGACGCUCUGAACCCCAUCAAGGAUGACAUCAUCACUGACAUCUGCACCACAGAUGUUUGUAAAGAUGUACCCGGAGACCUCCUGUUCUUGAUUGACAGCUCUGGGAGCAUCUACCCACAGGAGUAUGAGAAAAUGAAAGACUUCAUAAAAUCUGUGGUCAGUAAGUCCAACGUCGGGAAGAACGACGUCCAUGUGGGAGUCAUGCAGUUCAGCACCAUCCAACAGCUGGUGUUCCCCCUCAACCGCCAUUUCACAAAAGACCAAAUGCUGCAAGCCAUCGAUGGCAUGCAGCAGAUCGGAGGAGAUACGCACACGGGAGAAGCUAUCGCAGUUUUAUCGCCGUACUUUGAUGCGUCCCAAGGCGGGCGCCCUAGUGUAGGGAAGAGGAUGGUGGUGGUUACCGAUGGAGAAGCUCAAGAUAAUGUCAAAAUCCCCGCUGUGGCCAUGAGGCGCAAGGGUGUCGUGGUCUAUGCCAUCGGGGUGGUGGACGCUAACACCACCCAGCUGCUGGAGAUCAGCGGAUCACCAGAACGCGUCUACGCCGAGAGGGACUUUGAUGCGCUGAAGGACUUGGAGAGCCAGGUGGCUUUGGAGAUCUGCGAUCCAGAAAGAGAGUGCAAGAAGACUGAGAAGGCAGACAUCAUCUUCCUGGUGGAUGGCUCCACAAGCAUCACCUUGGACAAGUUCAAAAGCAUGCAAAAGUUCAUGUCAUCCAUGGUCAGCCAAACCACGGUCGGUAAAGACCUAACUCGCUUUGGAGUCAUUCUGUUUUCCUCAGACCCCAAAUCAGUUUUUACUCUCAACCAAUACGAGUCCAAGCGAGAAGUUCUUCAAGCAAUAUCGGCUCUCAAGUCACCAUAUGGAGACACCUACACAGGAAAAGCCUUGCAAUAUGCUUUGUCGUUCUUCAAUGCCGAGUACGGUGGUCGGGCAGCGUUCAAUGUGCCUCAGAUUCUGAUGGUAAUCACAGACGGUGAUGCCACAGAUCGGAACAAUCUGCGUCAACCAUCCACCGCACUAAGAGAAAAAGGCAUCAGCGUGUUCAGUAUCGGAGUGGAGGGUGCCAUCAGGAACCAGCUGGAGAUCAUGGCUGGGCAUGACUCAAGCAGAGUCUUCUACGUGGACAAUUUUGACGCUCUGGAAACUUUGGACAAGAACAUCACAAACGUUCUUUGCAACUCCACAAAACCAGCCUGCGAGAAGCAGAAAGCCGACCUGAUCUUCCUGAUCGAUCAGUCGGGCAGCAUCCGCCCUCAAGACUACACCAUCAUGAAGAGCUUCACCACACAACUGGUGGCCAGCUUCAAAGUCAGCCAGGACUUAGUACGCGUCGGACUGGCGCAGUUCAGUGACAUUUUCCAGCACGAGUUCUACCUGAACCAGUUCUUCACUUACGAGUCGGUGACCAAGCACAUCAUGGGUAUGAACCAGCGCGGCGGGGGAACCCUAAUCGGACUCGCCCUGGAUGCCAUAAGGGGUCACUUUGAGGACUCGCACGGCUGCCGCCGGUCAGCCGGUGUCUCCCAGAACUUGGUGCUGAUCACGGACGGCGAGUCCCAGGAUGAGGUGCAGGAUGCCGCGGACCGCCUCAAAGCUCUCGGGGUGGAGGUGUUCGUCAUCGCCGUUGGUGACGUCCACGACCUGCAGCUCCUGCAGAUCACAGGCACCCACGACAGGCUCUUCACCGUCGAGAACUUUGAUAGUUUGGACAGGAUCAGACAAAAGGUGGUCGACACCAUCUGUAAAUCCAAACCUUCCAAAGAGCUGUCAAGCUGCAGCAUCGACAUCGCCAUGGGUUUCGACAUUUCUCAAAGAACUGGACUUCCCGGUGAGAUGUUGGUCAGCGGUCAUAGCAAGCUCAGGACCUUCUUGCCCGAGAUCGUCCAUUACGCUUCCACCAUCCAGGGGCUGUGCUGCACCAGCCCCGCCCCGAUCAAGACCAAAAUCGGUUACAGGGUGGUGGGCCAGGACGGCCGACCCCUCUACGACUUCAAGUUCAAACCCGACGACCCCAGCGAUGACGUGAUGACCAAGGUCAUGACUUUGAAUUUGAACGUUCCCACGCGCCUCAACAGCGCCAUGCUCAGGUCCUUCGGGGAGAAGUUUAAGGACGACUCCCGAGGUGGAGUGAAGGUUCUGAUCAUCUUCUCAGAUGGGUUAGAUGAAGAUGUGGUGAAACUGGAGUACGAGUCAGACCUGCUGCGCCAGUCUGGUGUGGACGCACUGCUGAUGGUGGGCCUGGAGGGGGCGCCGGACCUGGCUCAGCUGCAGAUGUUGGAGUUCGGCCGAGGGUUUGGCUACAAACUUCCGCUCAGCAUCGGCAUGCAGAGUGUGGGCAGCACCGUACUCAAGCAGAUCGACACGGUGUCCAACCGCAAGUGCUGCAACGUCAUGUGCAAAUGUUCAGGACACGAAGGCGUCCGCGGAUCUCGGGGUCUCCUGGGGACAAAGGGGGCGGCAGGCCAAAGAGGUUACCCUGGGUUCCCAGGAGAGGAGGGCGUGCCUGGUGAUCGUGGCGGUCCUGGACCGAGUGGACCUCAGGGGAUUCAGGGCUGCGGUGGGCUCCGAGGACCGAAGGGCUACCGAGGCCUCCGAGGCAAUCGGGGCGAGGACGGAGAAAUAGGGCUGGACGGCGUCAACGGGGAACAGGGUGUGUCGGGACAAGAUGGCGGUCGAGGAAAGCGAGGACAUCCAGGAAAUCCGGGCAUUCCCGGCAUCCGAGGUGAAGCGGGGCUGAAGGGACAGCGAGGCCUGAGAGGCGAUCCGGGGGAACCGGGACCGGACAACACCGUGCCGGGACCCGAGGGAGACGUCGGGAAUCCCGGUUUGCCGGGACAACCGGGUCAAGACGGGAGGGCCGGAGAAGCCGGCAUCCUCGGGAACGGCGGUCCUGAUGGAAGACGAGGACCCCUUGGGGAGAAGGGUGCCGCGGGAGCUUCUGGAGAUCCUGGCGUGUCAGGAAGUCCUGGUGCUUCAGGUCCUCAGGGCCCCAGUGGGGUCAGAGGCCAACCCGGACCAAGAGGGAUCCCUGGACUUCCUGGGCCGCAGGGGGGGCCGGGCUCAUCAGGUGGGGCGGGCUCCACGGGACGACGCGGUGGUAACGGUCAGAAGGGACAACCUGGAGAUCCGGGGGUGAGGGGGGUCCAGGGAACGUCGGGACCGCGGGGGGCGCCGGGUCAGGACGGCAGAGACGGAUACGGGCCGGCUGGACCCAAAGGCAUCAAGGGAGAUCAAGGCUUCCCCGGUUAUCCUGGUUUAGUGGGCGAGAGCGGCCUGCAAGGCUUUAUAGGUCUCCCAGGAUACAAAGGCAACCGAGGCCGUGGGGGUAACUCAGGUCGUCCUGGGGACGCAGGUCAGCCCGGUGAGCCAGGUUACGAAGGACACAAGGGCCCUCGAGGUUCCCCCGGAGGUAAAGGCAAGACGGAGUGCGAGCUGAUCACGUUCAUCCGCGACAACUGCGCUUGCGCCACUGACUUGGGCUCUUGCCCCGCCCUCCCCACGGAGCUGGUGGUGGCGCUGGACAUGUCUGAGGACGUGACACCGGUGGCCUUCGAGCGCCAGCGCGGGGCGCUCCUGUCCCUCCUGGAGGACAUCACCGUGUCCGAAAGCAACUGCCCCACGGGGGCCCGCGUGGCCGUGGUGGCGUACAGCGCCCACACCAAGUACCUGAUCCGCUUCCACGACUACCGGCGCAAGACGCAGCUGCUGGAGGCCGUGAGGAACGUGGCCCUGGAGCGCACGUCCAACCGGCGCCAGCUGGGUGCCGCCAUGCGCUUCGUGGCCCACAACGUGCUGAAGCGCGUGCGCUCGGGCGCCAUGAUGAGGAAGGUAGCCGUGUUCUUCUCCAACGGGCCGCCGCAGGACAUCAGCGACGUGGUGACGGCCGUCAUGGAGUACCGCGCCCUGGACGUGGUGCCCGCAGUCAUCUCCCUGAGGAACGCCCCUGCCGUCAGUCGCGCCAUGGAGCUGGACGACACGGGAAACUCCAUCUUCACUGUGCUGGGAAGGGACGCUGCCGCCAACCUGAGGAAGGUGAAGAACUGCGCCAUCUGUUACGACCCAUGCCGCCGUGGGCAGGAGUGCGCGUUCAUCCAGGAGACGCCGGGCCCCCAGCAAGUGGAGGCGGACGUGGUGAUGCUGGUGGACGGCUCCCGCGAGAUGCAGGCCGAUGAGUACGCCGGCGCCCAGCAACUUCUGGGCUCCGUGGUACAGCAACUGGCGGUCAGUCCCGAGCCAGGUCGGUCCGACACCCGCGCCCGCGUGGCCGUGGUCCAGCAGAGCGGCGCCCGCGGCUCCAAGGUGGAGUUCGGCCUGCGGGCCUACCAGGACCGGCGCCUCAUGAGCUCACACCUGCUACACGACAUGCGCCAACAGGGCGGCUCCUCCGCUCUGGGGCAUGCCCUGAACCUCGGCCUGAGGGAGGCGAUGACAGCCGGCCACGCCCGCAGGAGCAGGGUGCUACUGGCCGUGGUGGGCACCCGGACGGCGCCUGAGGACCGGGAAGUGCUGCGCGCUGCUGCCCUGAAGGCCAAGUGCCAGGGGGUGGCGCUGUUCGUGGUGACGGUGGGCGAGCGCUACGACCGCGAGGAGGUGGAGGCUUUGGCCAGCGAGCCCACACAGCAGCACCUGCUGCACCUGGGACGACUUCAGCACGAAGAGCAGGACUACGCAAGAAGGUUCUUCAGGGUCUUCAUGGCCGCGCUCAACAAGGGCUUCAACUCAUACCCGCUGCCAUCUUUAAAGCACAUUUGCCAGCAGACGGGUCAAGAUGGAGGACAGAUCCUUGUUGACGGUCAGGGGUACGCGGAAGAGUUUGCCGACCAGCCGCAGGAUAAGCCAAGCGACCAAUUUCAGGAACAGACGGGACAGAUGGACGCCGUCCACAUGCUGAGCCCAGAAGAAGACGACGAACUGAUGCCGCAGUCGACCGACGCCAACCCCGCAGACCCCUGCCUGCUGGGCAAGGACACGGGCGGCUGCGAGGACUACGUCAUGAUGUGGUUCUACGACAGCAAGCGGCGGCAGUGCGAGGGCUUCUGGUAUGGCGGCUGCGGUGGAAACGCUAACCGCUUUAGCACCCUGGAGGCCUGCCAAGAGGCCUGCGUGGCUGACACGGCCUGAACGGGGACCUGCAGCCAAAUGUGACAUUUUUCCAACUUGAAACCUUCUCAACUUGAUUGUUAUUGUUUACGUGCUCGUGUGACCUGACCAACAUUCAUUCAUUGUUUUAUGUACGCUAACGUUUGUCCACUUUGCAUUCCAAAACAUUCCAGAAAAUUCGGGUUUCCUACUGUCUCUAUAAUCCUGCCCCCUGGUGGGCAAGGCACACACACUAGAAUGAGGAGCACAAUGUCCAUUGAUUAUCAUGAUGCGCAUACUGUUGAACGGGAGCUCAAACUUGACAUCAUAAUUGUUAGUAUUAAUGAUUAUACAGUGAAUCCCCGUUUAUCACAGUAGGUUCCAGAACCAUCCGGAAUAGUUGAAGUGCGAUAUAAUGAGACCAUUUAAAAACUACAAUUGGUUGUUGUUUUAUGUGCUUGUGUGUUUUGUGUCAUUCCUGCUAUGGAGUACAUGGCUGUUUGCAUUGAAUUUGCCCCGUCGGACACCGCAAAAAAAAAAAAAUGUUUUAAAAUAAAGUUUUACC
Phycodurus eques (leafy seadragon) is the source of this 8694-nucleotide messenger RNA. It is a transcript of the gene col6a4a, whose product is annotated as collagen, type VI, alpha 4a. The transcript has 41 exons. Bases 78 to 8171 code for a protein of 2697 amino acids. NCBI's taxonomy places the organism in Eukaryota, Metazoa, Chordata, Actinopteri, Syngnathiformes, Syngnathidae. The record is from RefSeq and is a predicted model, not a curated record. Gene Ontology annotation, molecular function: serine-type endopeptidase inhibitor activity.